UACUGAGAUCCAGGAAGUUUUUGCUGAAAAGAAUAUAUUCCGCUGGCACCGAGGGGCUCUAAUGUACUUCACCGAUAGAGUAUAAGAAGCGACGCAAAAACGAAAGUGAUAAUUUCUCAGGAACGUCAGUCAACCAAUACGCAGUAUUUCGCGGAAAAGAAGAUUUGACAGUUUAAUUCCUACUACACCGUGUGCGACCAACUCUGACCGCAAGGGAUCGUAUGUUUAUUUAGUCUAGGAAAAAUUAUCUCAGAACGUUGCCAGUUCCCAGUUCCUGUGUGAUUUCAUCGUCUUCCGUACAUUUACACCUAAAUGAGGAUCGGUUGGAGGUCCACAGACUAAACUACUUAUAUCUCUCUUUGCUGAAACUCCGAAAUGAAAUUUGGAAAUCAUGUUCUCGUCGAAUCUGUUUCUCUUUUUAGUCCUGUCACUGACUGUGAAUGUUUCAGCUGGAGUUUACUUCUUCCUCGCUCCAGCGCUCGCCUUUCCUAUUUCAAAGUCAGAUAGCGAGAUCGCUAAACGGCUGAUCAAAUUCUACAAGGAAAAACCAAGGCUCAUCCGAAAACUGUAAGUACCGCUAUAACCUUUUCAAUUUUUUCUUUACAGUAAUUUUUUUAAUAAUCGUAAGGGGAAAAUGUCUCUCGAAAGACAUUUUUCAUGGAAAGGAAGCGUGGAAGUAAACAGUGUUAUUCCAUUAAACUUCAGUAAGGCGCUUUCGUUGAAGCUCUUUUCCGCGAAUACUGAAGGUCGUUAUUUCACGCGUGUUUUCACGCAUGAACACAUCGUAUCACGCGCGUAUUGCGUCAAGAUUUAAGCACGUUCUGGUCAAAGAAAGCGACGAGUAUUGAAUGUUGUCUUGAAAAUCAUUUAAAGAAUAAUAAGUAUCGAGACGUUCUAAACAAGGAAAAGAAAUAUUCUGUAAGGAAAAUUCAAAAUGAAUGUUGACCACAAAAUAUUAAUAUCUAAAGAUCCACGAUUGAUUCGCUGCAGGAAAUUAAACUUACGUAGUAUUCCUUAGGUACGGAAUUUUCACUUAAUUCUGAAAGAGCACUAUUGUGUGAUAAAAACAUGCGUGUUUUUCAUGCGAUAAAAAAAUAUUCUAUAUUAUUGCAAUUACUGAAUAAUAAGUACAUUUAGAGACCCAAUUUUGAACCUCAACCAGCUGUUUUUAGAACUGUCACUUUCCAGCGAUUUUUUUCCGCAAACUCCUUUCACUUUCUGCUUGUGGCUUUGUGUGUUUUAAUUUCGAUAGCCAUCUUAGCUCAUUACAGCCUGCAGAGUUUCCCGCUUGGUUUGAAAAAGUGCUACGAGCACAAUAAUAAUUGGCUUUGGCUAAUGAUCGACUCGGCUACGUGAAGCCCGAUCGACCUCCUGACUUCGAUUCUUAUAAUGUUCCUGAUAUAACGGCUGUUCUUUCAUUUAAUGUCCCGAAAAUCUAGUCAAUAGGUGUCUUUAAAACGUUUAUCCUCCAUAUUUGAAUUUCACACAGAAAAAUCUUAGAAAUGUGACCUCGGUAUUUUGGGGUUUACCCCUUAUGUAACUUAAAGCGACACGCGAAAUGUCAUUCUGUCACGAACACAUCUUUAAACAAUUUACGGGAAUAACACGCACGGUUGUAAUAAUUCAUUCUGUUUUUUCGUAGAUUUCGGUUUUCAAAAUAGUAUAUUUACAGCGCAGUACCUUCCCGUUAUCUAAAAAUAGUACAACAGGAUUGCAACAAAACAAAGACCAUUGUAGACCUAAAAGAACAAGUGAGCUGAUUGGCCAAAUUUCAGCUUCCGUAUCGAAUCUUGACAUUAUCAUGUAAGUUAUAACUGGACGCGUGUUUUUUCCUCUCGACACGUGGAUAGUUACCAGGCAGUCUUAGCCUUCACACGUGUAUCCAUUGAGAGUUUGUUUCAUUUUCGAAUUACUUUAUUUUCUUUGUAAAAGAUCGAAUGUGGCUUGAUCGAGACGCCGACGAAUAAAUUACUUUUCAAGCACGAAUUUAAAAAUGUGACAAGGCUGCAGUCUUGCGUGACAAAAUUUGAAUUCUCUUUAAUUGGCAUCUAAUCCAAAAGUUGAUUCUAGAAGCUUAUCCCGUAGCGUUUAACUUGCUGCACUUUUCUCUCCUUGUUAAGACAAAGAGUAAAAAAUUAGGCCAAAGUAAAACUGGGAGAGUCUUGAUCUAUCGCUAUAUUCCUGUUACUAAUAACAAGAAAAUUGUAUGGUGCUCACUGAAGAGAAUAGCAGCUCUGAUCUUGCCCUACUUCCGCGUUGAGGACGAGAGUAAGACCACAAGAUAAGUUCUAAGAGAUAAGUUCUAAGCCACAAAAACUAUAGUUAGUAUUCUGUAAUCCGCUGAACGAAUACAGGGGAUAUUGAAGGGUAGAGGAGAACAAUACCGUAAAUAUUGGCAGCGCUCCGCUAAGAACGCGGCUUACACCGAUUGAUAAGUUCCCGUGUCUCUGUGUGGAAUAGCGCCUUUUUUUUGCAGUCAGCUGACGAUGAUUCUGACGCCAAUUAACAAUUAGCUUAAGGCUUUAACUCAUUGUACAGAAAUAUACGAUUUAUUCAGUUCGACUUUUAUUUAUUCUGAGGGUCAUAAAUUUAUCAAUUUCAUUAUUUCUUGCCGAAUGGUCCCCCCGUCAGAUAAAGUCCUAAUAUAAUUUCUAAUCCUCGGUCAAUAUGGCUUCGUCCUUAAUACUCAAAGUUCCUGAUAUCGGCUAAGGGCGGGAAAUAAAGUAAUCUGAUCCCUUGAGGAUUUGCUUUGUAUUUAAUUAAUCACACAUAUUUUUUCUCCCUUUUCCAGCUUCAGGGACCAAAUUUUUGCCAUCCUGCUUUUCUCCUGUGGACUGUACUGCUCUUCCUCGAGAGACACGUACACCAAGCCUCUUCGCAACACAUCAUCGACCUUCUUGAUCUUCUUCUCGAUAUACCUUGGAAACUACGUGUUCAAGUUUUGUCAGGACUUUUUAUUGAGACGCGAGCUGCCUCUAUACAAGAUUAGCUUGCUGCAUCACUUUGUGACUGCCACGACUUACGGCGUGAUAAUUGCUUACAGACAGAACUCAAUAUCUGGCGUAGUGGGGCUUCUUUUCGAGGGAAGCGUCUUUGUAUUCGACUUGAACUCUCUGCUUCGAUUUCUGGGCGUGAGCAAAACCGGUUGGCUCGUCUUGUGCACGUCUGCGCUCCGAUUCUUUCUCACAAUUUUACUAAGGGCGCUGUGUCCUAUCGCCUUGCUUGUGAUAACUCUUUCGUCUUACACACCUUUGUCUUUGGAGUACGUUCCUCUCGGGUUUUUCUUCAUGAACAUCGUGUUCUUUGCCAUGAUAAAUGGAUGGCACAUUAAGGUGUCGCUUGAGGGCCUCAAAAAGCGUUUGCUAGCGAGACGCCUGUCGUAUUAUUACAGCAGACCGAGGGCAGCCAGUGAUGGUAAUUUCACCAACGGUAUGGAGCUAAACAAUGUCACCUCGCUGACUCAAGCAAUAACACGCACUGCUUUACCCAUCAUUAUACCAAGCGACGCAAAUUUCAGACUUUCGUCUCCCGUAUCAAACGUGAAUAUGAACAGUGAUGAGGUAUCUAACAUUGCUGUUUCGCGACACGAACGAACGUUACCUCAAAUUAAUGUCAUUAUCAACGAUACGCCAGAGUCGAAUGAACCAAUAAUCCAAGUGUAAUCGGGAAUGUUGGUUAUUUCAUCAGGGGUGCUAUACAAGACAACUCUACAGAUCAUAUAAAGAGAUAUUGGCCAUGCAUUUAUCACGAGUAAGGAGC
Messenger RNA from Pocillopora meandrina, 3759 nucleotides. Lineage: Eukaryota; Metazoa; Cnidaria; Anthozoa; Scleractinia; Pocilloporidae. The record is from the annotation of a GenBank genome assembly.